CAGUGAGGAAGAAAGUUCAGCCAGGGAGACAUUUCUCAAAGACUUUCCGGUUGACACCUGUAAACCUGUUUUCAGGGAUCCCUGAUGUAGUGUCACUUCUUUUCUGGAGAGAAAAAACACCAGCAGCCACGAGAAAUAUUCUACAACCAAGACUGUCAUCAUGGGAAGCUGGUAUGGAAACGGUAAUGCCUCAGUUGAACUGAAUAUUCUGCUGGUUGGUCCCAGGCGGACGGGCAAGAGCUCUACUGGUAACACGCUGCUAGGCGGGGGGCCGAUUUUUGACACCAAAGGAGGCGGAGCCAGCACAGCUGCCGGCGCCACCACUGUUGGACGUAUCGUGACCGUUGUGGACGCACAAGGCUGGGGCUCAUCUGAGGAGUUUGUGCCCCGGGAGGAAAAAGUUGAACUGAUGCGGUCGUUGUCUCUUUGCGGACUCGGAGGACCUCACGUUAUUCUGAUAGUGAUCCCUCUACUGGACUUUACGGAGCAGGAGCAGAGAGCGGUGGAGAGGAGGAUGGAGAUGCUGACCCCCUCAGUGUGGAGACACACGAUGGUGUUAUUCACAUGUGGAGACUUGCUGGGGGGCAGAGGGCUGAGUGUGGAGGAACGCAUCCAAUCAGGAGGCCCUGCUUUGCAGUGGCUGCUGGAGAAAUGUCGCAACAGAUACCAAGUGUUUGACAACAAAACUGCAAAUAUUGGCAAGCAGGAGAGGAGAAAGCAGGAGACCCAAGGAAGUGGGAAGAAAAAGGAGGGGACAUGGUGGAGGAAAAAUGAGGAGGAGGUGGGGCGGAAGAGCAGAGCAGGCGAGGUAAAUGAAAGAAAGGCGGGAGAGCAGGAGCAGGUGAGAGAGCUGCUGGGUAAAGUGGAGGGCAUGCUGCAGGAGAACGGAGGAUGGCACUUCUCCCUCCACAUGUAUCAGAGGAUGGAGGAGGAGUGGUGCCGCAGAGAGCAGAAGCUGAGAGCUUGGCUGCAGGCAGAGACAGAUGUGGGAGGUGUGAGAAGGAAUCAAACAAUAGCAGAGACAAAGAUAAACAUUGAGCCGGGGCAGGAGCAGAGGUCAGAGACAGAAGAAGAAAAUGACGAAAAAGAGCGAGAUUGCCUGAGGAACGAGCAAGAGAAGCAGGAGGAGGGUGAGGAGAGGAACACGAGUAGAGGGGGUGAUGAAGAGGAACGAGGGAGAGUAGAGAUGAGCAGUGAGGAGGACAGAUGGGAUACAAGCUCAGACAGUGGAGUAGAGAGAGAGGAGGGUGAUGAUAUGAAAACUGGACUGAUUGCUCCAUUCCGGUCUAAUGAUGGUCAAAGGUUAGCCUUUAGCCCAAUCAGAGGGCUGGCCUAA
Labrus mixtus (cuckoo wrasse) is the source of this 1336-nucleotide messenger RNA. RefSeq lists its product as uncharacterized. The transcript has 2 exons. The coding region runs from base 161 to 1336 and encodes 391 amino acids. Gene Ontology annotation, molecular function: GTP binding. The record is from RefSeq and is a predicted model, not a curated record. Lineage: Eukaryota; Metazoa; Chordata; Actinopteri; Labriformes; Labridae.